Molecule: messenger RNA, 10985 nt
Organism: Hylaeus volcanicus
Lineage: Eukaryota; Metazoa; Arthropoda; Insecta; Hymenoptera; Colletidae
Gene: pasilla
Product: RNA-binding protein Pasilla
Exons: 5
Coding region: 2203-3747 (514 amino acids)
Biological process (GO): regulation of alternative mRNA splicing, via spliceosome; mRNA splicing, via spliceosome
Cellular component (GO): cytoplasm; nucleus
Molecular function (GO): mRNA binding
Source: RefSeq, a predicted model, not a curated record
AGAUGUCGUACGCGCACAUGUCUGAACGCGGUUCGUAUUAUCUGACGUACGUUUAAUAGCACUCAGGAGCCACCUCGUGGCUUAAAGACAACCUUUCGGGAGGGAAGAGCCCGCGCAUUUCGCGAAUUGUCGCUGUUGUCGGUAGCCCUGUAGUCCAGCUAGAUACACGUUCACAUUUAACAAGUAACAGCAUUGCGACACGCGACCGUUGACUGAGCGGUUUUCAGUAUAUAAUUUUGCUGAUUUUUACGACUGAUUGUAACAUGAAAUAAAUUUUUAUUUUAAUUAUGUGUUACAUGGAAUUUUAUUUGUUUCGAUGGUAAAUCAGUUAGACCACCAGAAAAUAUGAUUCAUCACGGUAAAUACAAAUCGAUCCUAUGUGCGCGUAAUUGUUAUUAGAAGACAAUACGUAUGAUAUGUUGCAUACGAGCUUCGCUGAUGAUUACAUUGUCUGAUCGGUAAAAGGAAAACAUUUAGUGUGCGGUAGUGGACGUAACUUGAUCGUGCGCAUUGAUAGAACGAUAAUCAUUGUACUGUAUAUUAAACAUUUGUUGUGUCGGGGACUAUUUGUGCUCGAAAAGUUAUGUAUGUAACCACGCGAUUCGGUUUCAAACCAAUAACGUUCACUAAUUCGCGUUCCUUCCUCAGAUAAGAGUUUUAAAAAUACUUCCUUUGUAACCGUAACUAUAUGUGCAUAGAGAAAUAUUUGUAAAGAACGUCGUGUUCGUAACAUAUUCACACGUAUUGUCACUUUUCGAAGCAACAUGGCUGUACUUCCCCUUGGGCUGGCUAGAGAUAACGAAUGGUACCUCAUAAUUUACAGUUAAUGGAUACUUUAAACGACAGAACGUUGCUUUUCAAGAUAGUCUAAUGCAGCAUUUGCAACGGAAACCCGUUUCGAUGCUCGACGAUUAUGUUAAGCUAACGAAGAACACAGGGAAAUCGACGUAGAAUGUUUCGACUCGCGGUGAUAAAAUGUCAUUUAACUAUGACGCCCGAUAAACCCUUGCAAUCGUACAUUUCGGAUCGCCAGUAAAAAUCAAAGGCGUCCCACGUUCGUUUUGUACACGAACUAUGAUGUCAUACCGCAGUGCGCACCAACGACAACGAGAUUAACGGCCUUGGCGGGGAAAAUAGUUUUUACAGCGUAGACAGUUUUACUCUCGCGUACGAAUAUUAUCUAGCAAUGUAAUAAAUAAGUUACCCCUUCUACAAAAGCAUCGUUUGUACGCGUGGUAUACCGUAAGUCGUAACUGCAUGAGGAUUAGCACUGAAAUCAAUCGAUAGAAAGAUUUAUCGAUACGAUAUUAAUUCGCGUUAGAUCGUAGGCGAAAUUUGCUAAACGAGAUCUUUGAAAUACAUAUCUGCUAAAUCGGUUAGACGUGCUUGCGAAAGCAGCGAAGCAAUGCUAAUAAAUUAUAUAAUAUACAACAUCUAAUGCUCGAUCGUAGAAGCUUGGUAUGCCAACGAAUAUGAAGUUCCUGGAAUUUAUAGCGGGGUUUAGUAACAUACGCGUCAAUUUCGAAGAAUUCUGAAUUUGUGCGGAGCGCUCAGAUAAGGAAAAAUAUCGAAUCGAUGCAUCGGGCCCUCAAAGGUAAGGCGCCCAUGGUGCAGGUCGAACGUUACGUUCCUGGUGUACAGAGCCCGCGAGGGCUGGUGGGAAAGAGAGAGGUGGUCCGGCAAUCGGAGCUCAUAGGAGCGAGACGAAGAUAGAGGGCGAGAGAGGAACGCGAGGGCCGAGGCACACACCAUCGAGUAUCAACCAGCUGGUUGGCAAGGGAGCCGCGAGCAGUCGCCAGUGAGACGCGGCACCCCGCGAGAGAUCGUCCGCUGUUUGUUCGUCCGUACGUUCGUACGUACGUCCGUGGUCGGUCUCCCUUCCUUCCGCCUGAAUCCAGCUAUCGUGGUCGUGCGUACGUUCGUUCGUUCGUUCGUCCGGUUUGUGAGUGGUGUGUCUCCUCCGAUCGCCUUUGCUUCUUUGGACGACACUCGCCCCCGGUCGCGGCCAUCGUCUUUCUCUCUGUGUGUCAACCAAGUAUAUAUAUACACCUAUAUAUAUAUAUACACGUUAUAUACGCGCGCGCACACACACAAACGUAUACAUACGCUCGUUGCACGCAGAGGCAUACAUACACAUACGCGUUAUAUAUCUCUUUCUCUCUCCCCGUUUCACUCUUGUGUGUGCGUGACGAACGAGCCAAGAUGGCCGCCGAUUCAGGAAUGGAGACGUGUCCCUCCCCGGAGAUUGCAGACUCCAGGAAGCGGCCACUCGAUUGCGACACGGAAAAUGGCGCGACGAAGAGGUCACAUUACGGAUCAGGAGGAGAUGGAACGUAUCACCUCAAAGUAUUGGUUCCUGGUGUGGCUGCAGGAGCUAUUAUUGGAAAAGGUGGAGACACCAUUGCCCAAUUACAAAAAGAUACAGGAGCUAGAGUCAAAAUGUCUAAAUCUCAUGACUUCUACCCAGGAACCACAGAAAGGGUAUGUUUAAUAACAGGCAGUUUGGAGGCCAUAAUGGCAGUCAUGGAUUUUAUUAUGGAUAAGAUACGUGAGAAACCAGAUCUCACAUUGAAAACAACUGUUGACUUUGAAUCUGGAAAGACUACAGCAGAGAGAGACAAGCAGGUCAAAAUUUUGGUACCUAAUAGCACAGCAGGAAUGAUAAUAGGUAAAGCUGGAAAUUAUAUUAAACAAAUUAAAGAAGAAUCUGGGUCGUACGUUCAAAUAAGUCAAAAAGCAAAAGACGUAUCUUUGCAAGAAAGAUGUAUAACGGUGAUCGGAGAAAAAGAGAAUAACCGUAAUGCAUUAAUGAUGAUAUUAGCAAAAGUGGCAGACGACCCGCAAAGCGGUACAUGCCCUAAUGUUAGUUACGCUGACGUAAGCGGUCCUGUAGCCAAUUACAAUCCAACGGGCAGCCCUUAUGCUCAAGCUCCGACAACUACUCCCACGUAUACUUCUACGGCUGGCAUUAACACAGUUAGUCUCUUGAAUGGUGCUGGUCUCAGUUUGAACUUGAACUUAGGAGCUGCAAUAACAGCGGGCACAACACCCGUAACAACGCAAUUGUUGGAACAUAUAAAGUUAAAUUUACGGACAUCGGGUUUCUCGGAACCUGCUGCCACCGAAAUUUUGUCUGCUAUUGCAACUCUCGCCAAGUACAACAUCCUCGGGAUGGGCAUUGGGAUGCCCUCGAGCAUGAGUUACCUUGGAAAUCCUAUGGACACUACCACUACAGCGAACGGUUCGAACAAUAACGGCGGAGUGUUUGGGCCAAUUGGAACGGUUCCUGCUCUCGGAUCGACUUCACCAACGCCACGCAAUACGCUCGACAGAUAUGAACCCUUUGAUCCGUUCAGACAGAACAACACAGCCGCCAGUGCUAUUCAUCUAAACAACAAUUCGUUUGGCCUGGGCACUAACCAGUUAUCGCUUGUAAGUAAGAGUCCUACACAGGUAGACGCCAACAACAAGGAGACCAAGAAAGUAGACAUAGAAAUUGCAGAGGUUAUAGUGGGAGCUAUUCUGGGACCCGGUGGUCGUGCCCUCAUUGAGAUUCAGCACUUAAGUGGCGCCAACAUACAAAUCUCUAAGAAGGGCAUGUUCGCUCCUGGUACCAGGAACCGCAUAGUGACUAUCACGGGUUAUCCUAAUGCGAUCGGCACUGCUCAAUAUUUAAUUGAGCAGAGGAUCAGCGAAGAGGAGGCAAAACGAGCACGUCAGAAUGCCCUCGCCAAUAUAAUCCAUUGAUUUCAAGUACAGUACUUUUGUUCAUCCCCAUUAUUGAGCUCCGUUAUUCACCUCUUCGCAUUUUGAGAUGAUGGCGCGGUAGCUCUCUUCUCCUGUCUUUUAAAACACUCGUCCACCACUACCACCUACCACCCGUUGUCAUCUAUCGCUACAUCACUAUAGCGCUUGCAUUCUCACAUCACUAUUCAUGCAUCCAUCAUGGCUCGUCAACAUUUAUCAAUCUUUUAAGAUAAUUAUGAUAUAUAAAUAUUACAUGUUAUAUGAUAACUACUACAAUUGUUCUGUGAUACACCACGUUACGGGGCUUUAUCACGAAUAACACACAUACCACAUCAGAGUCACAUAAUAUAUCUAGUUGUAUGGUAUAGCAUAUUGAAAAGAUGGCAUGAUAAAACCUAUUGUUCCAUUAGAGAUGAAAUGGCACAAUUCGGCCAUAAUAUUACUCUUGAAAGAUCGAGACAGAGAUGUUUACAUGGAUAAUUGUUUCGUUUUAUAAAAACAAUUUUUUCCUUUUUUUUUUUUAUAGAAGCAUAAUCCAACUACUGAUACGAGACACGCUUAGUUACAAGGUCAUACAGAACUCGCAAUUGAAUGACUUCGAUUCGAAGAUUAGUACUUUGUUUAGUGUCCUGUAACUCAACUUACAUUCGUUUUUACAAAAAGAUUCCAUAAUUAUUGUAUUGAACUGUUCCUUGAACUAUGAAAUGAUUAGGCUGUUUGAGCGAUGUUACUCUUGCUUGACAUACUAUUUUAACGCGUUUUUUAAGUACGGAAUAAUACCUUGGCAAAACCAAAGAUCUUACAUAUACGAGGCAGAAAUAACUUGGCUGGAAGAUAAAUAUAUAUACAAAGGGAGAGCUAUUCUACGUAUAAAAAUAUAUAUUUAUAUAUUUACGAUGCUGGCUGGUCCAGCUAAACGAGUAACAUAAUACCUUAUUGCCAAGUUUUAUUCUCAACCCUGAAGCUUUUAUUUCUCAAAAGAAACUUCUUCCAACUGUAUAUUAUCGUGCUUAGAUUAGUGUACACGAAAUUAUAUUAGCGUCGAGUCUCACUAUUUCUUUACAUAUGCCUUAAGAACGGAGAGUUCGUUCUACCAAGGCGCUAGGAUAAAUACGACUCGGUUCGUUCAGACGCGAUUCACGAGCAAUGAUUUCACUACGGUUACAACACGAUCUUGUAGAUAACACUUCGUAUAUUAAAACUUUCGUCUAAUUAUUUUUAGUUUCAAGGUUUAUCAGUUGAAUACAAUUCGGAUUAAUAACAGUUUUACAUUUGUCGACACUUGCUAAAUGAAAAGCUCUGACAAAAACCUUGUUUUCGUCAUUCCUUUACGUUAUAGUUUGCAUGAAUACAAUUUUUAUUAUCACGUUGAAAUGUUUAUAUUUGUAUACAUGCGUUCUCAAUAGUUUAAUUGUCAAUCAUAUUUCCUCCCGUCAACGUGUUCGUUUCUCUUUGUUUCAAAAAAAAGAAAAAAAAAAGCAAACAAACAAACUUUUACGACAGUUUUAUUAAUGUAUUGAUAUUAUACAUAUUGAACAUAGGAAAAGAAGUUCCGUUUAGCCAACGUUUCUUUUCCGUGCAAUGAUCGAAGUACCUUAGGCAUAGCAUGAAAAUUGAGAUUAUUUGAUUACACGUGUUUACUCUUGCAUAUAGAGUCUGUUAUGAUCAGCAGCCCAUGUCAUACAACCUUGGGUUCUGUAUGAUACUGCUUUAUAUAAGAUUCUAUUUAAGCCAACCAAAUCUUUAACCGUUGCACUUUGACAUUGAAUCAAAUCAAGUUAGAUAGAGAAUGGAUUUUAGCUAGUAAUAAUCUUGUCUGUGUUGAUAAUUAUUGGUAUAAAAUACAGCUACGCUCUAUUGCUAGGUGAGAAAGGAUUACACCAUCUAUCGAUAACAGACAGUUACGAAUCAUUGUUUUGUUAGGGGGUAGGUAAUAGAAGAAAAAAGGGGGUGGUAUAAGGGAUAGGCGAUAAUCAAUAAUGGGUUUAGUUCAAAUAACUGAGAAAAAGUUAGCUAUAGCGUCAAAUGAAAUAUAUAAAUGUACACGAGUACAAUUCGUAGCUGAAGGCGCUGGCUCACCGCUCUUUAAUAUAAUAACUUGUAUAUUUAUAAAUAUCGUAUAACAUGAGUAAUAAUAAUAUAUUACACAGAGAGAACGAGAGAGUGAGAGACAGAGAAAAUAAAUUUAUAUGUUUGCGCGUGUGUUGUGUGUGUGUGUGGUGAGCGUGUAUAUGUAUAUACACACGUAAGUGUAUGUAUAUAUAUAUACAUACGCGCGCGCACACAUGAAAAGUUUGAAUUAGAUUAUUAAAAAAAGAGAAUUCAUAUAUCUAAAAGAAAAAAAAUAAUAUAUAUGUGUAUAUUUAUAUAUACACAGGCACAAACGUAUAUAUGUAUAUGUGUGCGCGCGUGUGUGUAUGUAUAUAUAUUUGUGCCUGUAAAACGAACAUAUAUAUAAAGAAACAUAUAAAUAUAUAUAAAUAUAUAUAUAUAGAAUGGAAUGAUAUUAUAAACAUUGUUGGUAAAAUAUUUUUGCGUCCGCGUACGUGAAACAUGGUUUUAAGUUUAUCCAUAAAUUCUAUGUGAACUAUAAUCAAUUGAACUUCACUGUGUUGCCCAAAUACAUUGAAAAGGAAGUUACAGAAUACGCAAAUGAUGCAAACUACACAAUGACACAGAAGAUGCAAACUAUUAUUAAGUUGCUGUAGAUAGAUCAAUUCGAAAAUUUUAAAUAGAACAUGCUACGAAUGUCACGUAUAUAUAGCAAUUAAUUUAAUUUAUAAAUCGAUUUAUUUGAAUGGUCAUCGCGCUAUUACUACUAACGGCAGCAUAAUAUUUCUCUACGUUAGCUACGUACAGUAAUUUCUCACUAAUCAUCCGCAUCAUCACAUUAGAUCUAUUAUUGGCAAUUCUCAGUCUAAUCUUAUUGCCAGUCUUUUUUUUUUGUUUUUUUUUUAAUUAUUAUUAUUAUUAUUAUUAUUAUUAUUAUUUCUACUUUAUAACUCACUCGUUGACUGCUGAUAGCCAGGUGUGUUCGAAAUGAUUUGAGUAAAACAAGAUGUACUAAAAAAAUUCGAUAUCUUAAUUUAUGCAUCGAUUCAUACUUCUGUCAUGCGUAAUGCUCACGAAUACUUGUACUAGUGUACCUAAAUCUAGCAACGCACUAAAUUUGUACAUUAUAAAGUAGAUUAAAAACUUAGCUUCGCUUCGACAAGGGUUUCUACAUACUUUGUGCUUGUUACAAGUAACAGUUUUCUUCCUUUACAUUUUUUUUAAUUUUUUUUUUUUAUAAGCAAGGAAAUAUGUUUUUUUUUUUUUAACGCAGAAUAUUUCGUUCUAAUGAAUUAACGUAUUCAGUGUUACGUCAUCAGAGAGCUGCAAUAUUUUUAAUAUUAUCGAUACAUUGAACAAUCGUUAUCGCGACUUUCUCUCACCUGAUUUCUCGUAAACGAAAAUCAAAGCAAUUAUCUUCGUUCGACUCGAUCGAUGUAUAGGUAUCAAAUUAUUCAUGCGCAUUGAUAAAAAAAAGUAGCAUAUUCUCGCGAUUAAAUCUCCAUGCCAAAACAACUUGUAGGUAGCACAAGGUAAUUAGAUUAGGUUACGGUUUUCUCAGUAAACACAUUCCUUAGUAGAACAGAUUACGUAUAAGACUAGCUGUGAUGGAGUUGAGGGAUAUGUUCAUCGGCUGCCAGUACAUGAAAAAAAAAAUGCCACGAUACGAUUGGUAGCGUGUUAAAUUAGAGAAUUUAUUUGCGCAGGAAAAGUAACUCGAUGGCAUACGAAAAAAGUUCAUCGCCAAGGAGUAAACAAGAACGGAUGAUUUCUCUGCGUAACGUAGCAGUGUUAGCGUUGAACACGCAGAAAAGCAAAAUUUUAUGCACAAUGACAUCUAUAAGAUUCUGUCAAGAUGUCACGGACGAUCUUGCGAUAUCCGUUUCCCGUUGUUAUUGUUCGAAACGUUACGAUCUUCUUGCAUUAUUGCUAAGAAAUAAAAAAAAGAGAUACGUAUACAAAAACCAUAGCGAUCAGUCAGUCUAAAUAUAAGUAUGUAUUUCCUUUUUGCAAUUUCUACGUCCGUACAAUGUUAGUGUCGUCGAUAUUAGAAAAGAAUCCUAAGUGUUCAUCGGGUAGUAAAACUAACUGUGCAUUAAAAAAGUUUAUUGUUCGCACGUUUGAGCAAAGAUCAAUCUCGAAUACUUCACUUUACAUUCUCAGAUUUCGCGUGUCGCGUUGAGUUGAAUCUAUUUGUCGCGCGUUCAACAAUUUCCGUCUUUUCAUCGGCAAAAAAAAUACAGAGGGUGACUUAGUAUUAGUGUCAGAACCGGAAAUGGGAGGUAGUUGAGACGAUUCUGAACGACAAUUUCCUUUGCGAAAUUGUGGUUCAGAAUCGUCUCAGCUACCUCCCAUUUCCGGUUCCUACAUUAAUUCUGGGACACCCUGUAUACACAUGAAUACCUCUACUCAAAGUGGCAAAAAGAACAGUAUUGGUUGGCCAGUCAAUGUUACCUACGAGUUGUUUAACGAGAAAACACACUGUUAGAGACUAAUUAAGUCGGCAAACGUAUUUGGAAGGAUCUUUAACGCAUACAACGCUUCGUCUUUGUACAGUUCAAGGUAGAUUUCAUUGUUCAUUCUCUAUGUAAAGAUGAUCACGCGACCUCUAAUCGUCGUGGAAUAAUCGUACACGAUUAAUAGGUAUAGAUGUUGUAGAUAGUCUGAAAUUUCAUAUAAAAGUGGUCGUUACAGGCUCGACGUUUUAAUCCAAUUAAUACGAGACGAAAUAUUUACGGAAUGGAUAAAAGUAAUUAUACUCUCUCGCACGUGGAAACGUAGUUGUAUAGUAAAACAAAGGGAGAAACGAUGAAAAAAAAAAAACUGUAGGAAUUGCAUCGACUUGCCUCGACUCUAAUAUGACUAUAUUAUUACAGUAAAUAUGAUUCAAUUUUGACACACGUGUCGCCACGCGGGGGUGGUUUUGCGUGUCACGUUACUUGGCUGUGUGUGCUAGGCUACAUCGUAUAACUCAUGUUCCAUCAUCCAUCACUCCACUCGCAUAGAAUCCAGUUACCUUUACAGAACGAAACAAAGAGGGGGAGAGAAAAAAGAAAUAAACAGGAAGAAUAACGAUGAUUCAUCGUUAAGUAAUAAAUAUUCGUACGAAAAUGGAAAUACGCUAAAGGAAGGGUCGAUGAAUAUUUAAUACAACGGAAAAGAGAACAAAUUACUUUUCCGCACAUUCACAUACACACACAUACACACACCACCUAAUCACUUUAGUGCCAUAUUGAUAUCCCAUCAGCCACACUUGUUGACGUUUUAACGGUAGAACGUGUUGUUAAAGAUGUGUAUAUUCUGCAAUAUAAAGCAGGUUGUUUUGAAUAAAGUCGGAAUACAUUUUAUUUCACAUUAUAUAUAAAUAUAUAUAAAUAUAUAUGUAUAAAUAUAUACAUAUACAUUUAUAUAUAUAAUCGUUACAAAGUAUUAUAAAACAUUCACCACCUGUAUAUUGAUUAUUUAGGUUGUCGCCAGUGUACAAAGAAUUGUUACACAGCUACAGAGGGAUUUAAGUUAAUAGGAACACAGUACCUUACGCUUGUAUGCCACCGAAUUUUACUCGCACAAGUGGGAAACGAAGACAGUGCCAUUGCCACAGCAGCCACAGAUGGGAAACGGUCGCGGAUGGGGUAGUGUCGUCCACUAAUUAAUAUUCACACGGUUUUGGUAAACAUCAAAAGUUCUCGUUAUACCUGUGAUGUUUUAUAGAGAAGGCAUAAGAGAUUUAUUAAUACAAUUAGUGGAACAUAUGUGCGAAGAGUGUCUAAAGGAAUAUAAAAAAAUUCAAUAAUUUAUUCGUUAAAAUCAAUGUUUGUGUUGAACAUCAGAGGUAUCUUCACGAGAGUAUCCCCUACGAAUUGGUGACGUAUCUUUGGCGAAAUUGAAUCCAAACACGACUUCAUUCGGGCUAUUUUUUCACUUGUGAAAAUCUUCCAAUUUUUUAUAAUUAAAGAUAAUCCGACCGAGGUUUCUGUUGGACUCACUUUCGUGAUACAAACCUUGUCCAUUCGUUCGCGAUACUCUCACGAAGACGCAAUGAAAUGUAUAAAAAUAGAAAUGUUGAUUAGUGGACAUCUCAUCCCGCGAGCGAUGAUGUUUACCUGUCCAAGCUCGCUGGCAUUGCUCUAUCCCGUUCACUUUUAAUGUACAUAUCCCAUUAUCUGUCGCGUCAGAUGAUCCAAUAGAACCUCGAUCAUUGGACGACAUAUGGAUUGUAAAUGUCUACAAUAAUCGAAGUAACGAGUCAGUAUAAUAUCAAUUUUUCUGCCAGGGAUAGGCAAAAUACACGUCCAGGCGAUAAUUUCCAAUAACGAAUAAAAGACGCGCGACUUUUUAUCCGUUAUUUGUCAAAUAAACAGGGGACUUGCGAAAAAUGAAAUGAUCGGUGUACUGUGUUUUCAUUCAUCUAUUGUUCGUCUAUUAUUAUAAAAUUUUGCCCGUCUCUGCUUGUUGCUUAGCGACCAUCCCCUCUGCUCGUCGACAACACGCGAUGAUGGAGGCCUCCCGUGCAGUAAUCGAGGUUCUAUUGUGCAUGCAACGAUAUUGCUAUCUUCACUGGAUGUAUAGAAACACGAGUGGAACCGAUUCGGGGUGCAUAGAAGCGAGAGUUACUGUAUGUAAUAAUGAUUUAUCACGAUACGACAAGACACAAGAAUUGUUCGAUCCGCAUCCUCGAGUUUCUUUCUUUUUCUUUUUCGUUUGCGUAACGUAGCGAUGGAAAUUCUUUCUGUAAAUAAUGCAACAGUUUCUCGAUUAGGCGAACGACGCGUUUCGACGCGCGGAUUAUUCUUCUAGUUAGAAAAUGAAAAAAAAACAAACAAAGAAAACAGAAAACGAGCAAUGGCUUUACUUGUAAAUCAAAUUCUCCAUUGCUUGUUCGUUCGGUGUGCGUUCAAUUCGCCGGAAUUAGAAUGCGAUAAAAACCGACGCAGGCCUCUGUUACAGCGACGAAACGUUUCGAUAGAGACACCGUGAUGUUUGUUAGACGUGCUUUUUCCUUUUUCGAGGCUACCAUUGUUUCCGACGAAACGUUGCAUUCGAACGCUUUAAGAAUUGUUAUAUUCUUCGGACGAUUCUUUUUACUGCCACUUUUUGCAAUGUUUCGCUAUAACGAAGCUAGAUGGAAAUUUACAAUAGUCGAAGGGAAUUUAAAAAAAAAAAUAAAGAAAUAAAGAAAGAAAAAA